GAUAAAGUGGUGGUUGCCGCCACCGGCGAGUCGGAAACGGGCGAAUAUCGUGGCGGUGGCUGAAAUAUGCUGUCUUCGGGCGAUAUUAUCGUGAAAUGUCUGCAAAUUAUCGUCUCGUUUCUUGUUAAAAAAAUUCAUAAGAAGAAGAAGUAAGGGGAUGUGGAAGUUCGGGUUGGCGUAGUUAUGUUGGUUGUGAGUUUGGCGUUUAAGGGAAAAAACAGUUUUUUGAUUUGGAAGUUUUUGAAAAUUAUCAUGAUUACAUAGCGGUAUGUCGCAAGCUGGCGGAAAAAAGGGGGGCGGGAAGGGGCCUCCCAAGGAGAAAAAUGACGAGAACAAAGACCAAAAUAAUAAAGCUGCCAACAAAGAAUCAAAAGAAAAAGACAAAGAGGAAACCACCAGCAACCCCGAGGGUGAAGACAGCACCCCCAGCUCCAAGCCCCAGAGUGCCGGUGCCAACAUCCGCGAUGCCGCCCAGCGAAUCCUGGUGCUCUGCCAAAAGGGCGAGUGGGCCCCCGUGGACCAGGUCCUCAAGUCCAUGGAGAAGUCCAUCGCCGCCGCAGGAGAGGACGCCAACACCGUCCCCCUCGCAGGCGUCGCCGACAUAGCGACGGGCAUGACACCUCUCAUGUACGCAGUAAAAGACAACAGGACUUCGCUUCUUGACAAAUUGAUCGACUUGGGAUCGGAUGUCGGCGCCAGAAACAACGAUAACUACAAUGUCCUCCAUAUAUCAGCGAUGUACUCCAGGGAGGACGUGGUCAAACUCCUGCUGACCAAACGAGGAGUGGACCCAUAUUCAACCGGUGGGAGCCGGAACCAAACUGCAGUCCAUUUAGUGGCUUCCAGACAGACCGGAACUGCAACCGCCAUCCUAAGAGCUUUGCUGCAGGCCGCCGGCAAGGACAUCCGGCUGAAACCAGACGGGCGGGGGAAAAUCCCUCUGCUCCUGGCCGUCGAGGCCGGCAACCAGUCCAUGUGCAGAGAACUCCUCAGCGCACAAACGGCCGAACAAGUCAAAGCCGCUGCCGCCAAUGGCGACACAGCUCUCCACUUGGCGGUCCGUCGCAAGGACAUCGACAUGGUACGAAUCCUGGUCGACUACGGUACCAGCGUAGACAUCCGCAACGGCGAAGGCCAAACCCCGCUCCACAUAGCCGCCGGUGAAGGAGAUGAGGUCCUGGUGAAGUACUUCUACGGCGUUCGGGCAUCUGCAAACGUCAUCGACAACCAGGACCGGACUCCCAUGCACUUGGCAGCGGAGUACGGCCACGCCAACAUCAUAGAACUCCUAGCCGACAAGUUCAAAGCUAGCAUUUUCGAAAGAACGAAAGAUGGAUCGACUCUUAUGCACAUCGCCUCCCUCAACGGACACGCCGAUUGUGUUAAUAUGCUAUUCAAGAAGGGGGUGUACCUCCAUAUGCCUAAUAAGGAUGGCGCCAGGAGUAUACAUACCGCCGCGAGGUAUGGUCACGUCGGAAUAAUCACCACGCUACUUCAAAAAGGGGAAGAAGUCGAUGUCACUACUAACGAAAAUUACACCGCGCUUCAUAUAGCUGUUGAGUCGGCCAAACCAGCCGUGGUGGAAACCCUUCUGGGUUACGGAGCGGAUGUACACAUCAGGGGAGGCAAAUUAAAAGAAACAGCUUUACAUAUCGGAGCGAGAGUCAAAGAUGGCGAUCGGUGCGUCCUAAUGCUUCUAAAAUCAGGCGCAGGCCCUAACUUAAACACAGACGACGGACAGACACCCGUACACGUAGCCGCGAAGUACGGAAACUUAGAAACCUUGCUACUCCUUCUAGCAAAUGGAGGCGACCCUCAGUUCAAAAACAAACACGGCGAAACCGCUCUUCAUUUGGCUAGUCGGGGUUGCAGACCCGACGUCGUCCGACACCUCAUCACCUAUUUGAAAGAACACAAAGGUGAUGAAGUGGCAGCCAAUUAUAUUAACGAAGUCAGCGAACACGACGAAAGUGCCUUACAUUACGUGUCUACGGUGAAGAAAGAGGACGUCGAGUUGCCUCUAGCAGACAAAGAAGUGGUGAAGCUUUUGUUAGAAAACGGGGCUGAUGUUAAGUUGCAAACGAAACACCACGAGACGGCUUUUCACUACGUGGCGAAAGCCGGAAAUAACGACGUCCUGAUGGAGAUGAUCACCCAUAUGACACCCACCGAUGCCCAAAAGGCUUUGAACAAACAAAACAUGAACGGGUGGACCCCGCUUUUGAUUGCGUCGCAUAAAGGUCACAAGGAAAUGGUCAACAAUCUUUUGUCCAACCAUGCAAGGGUGGAUGUCUUUGAUAGUGAAGGCCGGUCUGCACUUCACUUAGCCGCGGAACAUGGCUACCUCCAAGUGUGCGACUCCCUCCUCCAAAACAAAGCCUUCAUUAACUCGAAGUCUCGGAACGGUAGAACUGCACUGCAUCUCGCUGCUAUGAACGGCUACAUCCACCUGGUGCAGUAUCUAAUCAAGGACCACAACGCUGUCAUCGAUAUUCUAACCCUAAAGAAGCAAACACCGUUGCAUUUAGCGGCAGCCGCCGGACAAAUCGAAGUGUGCAGACUGUUACUAGAACUAGGUGCCGAUAUUGAUGCUACCGAUGAACAAGGACAAAAACCUAUUCACGCCGCUUGCCAAAACAACCACUCAGAAGUGGCCAAGUUGUUCUUGCAACAACACCCGAGUCUUGUGAUGGCCACCACCAAAGAUGGAAACACUUGUGCUCACAUUGCUGCGGCCCAAGGGAGUGUCACUGUGAUCGAAGAACUGAUGAAAUUUGACCGAGCUGGAGUGAUUUCGGCACGAAACAAAUUGACAGAUGCUACCCCUUUGCAGAUAGCGGCUGAAGGAGGUCACGCCGAAGUGGUCAAAGCGUUAGUGCGAGCUGGUGCUUCAGUCACCGACGAAAACAAAGGGGGUUUCACUGCGGUGCAUCUAGCGGCACAAAAUGGGCACGGACAAGUUCUUGAGGUCUUACGCUCCUCUAAUACCUUGAGGGUCACCAGUAAGAAACUCGGGGUUACGCCAUUGCACGUAGCGGCGUACUUCGGUCAAGCGGACACCGUGAGAGAACUAUUGACCCAUGUUCCCGGUACUGUUAAAUCGGACCCACCGAGUGGGGCGUCGUUAGUUCCAGCCCUCGGGAAUGAGUCAGGGAUGACCCCGUUACACUUGGCGGCGUUUUCUGGGAACGAAAAUGUCGUAAGGUUGCUGCUGAACAGCGCCGGGGUUCAGGUGGACGCAGCCACCCACGAAAAUGGCUACAACCCCAUGCACCUGGCGUGCUUCGGCGGCCACGUCACCGUCGUCGGGCUCCUCCUCAGCCGCGCCGCCGAGCUGCUCCAAAGCCACGACAAGCACGGCAAAACCGGCCUUCACAUUGCCGCAACACAGGGCCACUAUCAGAUGGUGGAAGUAUUGCUAGGUCAAGGUGCGGAGAUCAACGCGCCUGAUAAGAACGGCUGGACACCUUUGCAUUGUGCGUCAAGGGCGGGCUGCUUCGAAGUGGUCAAGCUACUAACGGAAUCGGGAGCCUCCCCCAAGUCGGAAACGAACCUCGGCGCGGUCCCGAUUUGGUUCGCCGCGUCGGAGGGACACCACGACGUGUUGGAGUACCUCAUGACGAAAGAGCACGACACGUACGCACUGAUGGAAGAUCGGCGCUUCGUCUAUAAUCUGAUGGUUUGUUCGAAAAACCACAACAACAAACCCAUCGAGGAGUUCAUCCUGGUGUCACCAGCACCGGUGGACACCGCGGCGAAGUUGUCCAAUAUUUUGAUAGUGUUGUCCUCGAAGGAGAAGGAACGUGCGAAGGAUUUGAUUGCUGCGGGGAAGUUCUGUGAAGCGAUGGCGACUGAGUUGUUGGCGCUAGCCGCAGGAGCUGAUUCAGCCGGGAAGAUUUUAACCGCGACGGAUCGACGCAACGUGGAAUUCUUAGACGUCCUAAUCGAAAACGAACAAAAGGAGGUGAUUGCUCACACGGUCGUCCAACGCUAUCUCCAGGAACUCUGGCGAGGGGCACUCAACUGGGCGGCGUGGCGAACGCUCCUGCUUUUCGUUUUGUUCGUAAUCUGUCCACCGGUUUGGAUAGCUUUCACGCUUCCUCUAGGUCAUAAAUACUAUAAAGUACCAAUCAUUAAGUUCAUGUCGUACUUGACUUCCCACAUUUACUUGAUGUUGUUUCUGCUGAUAGUCGGAAUCACGCCACCCUACGCGGUCGUGCGAAAAAACCUCCUUCCAUAUUCGUACGAGUGGAUUCUUUUGGUGUGGCUCAGCGGCCUUCUUCUUUUCGAAUUAACCAAUCCUAGUGACAAAUCGGGUUUAGGGUGGAUCAAGCUUUCGGUCCUACUUUUCAGUAUAUUCGGGGUCGGGGUUCAUUUGAUGGGGAUUUUGUUCAUCGAAAGAAACUACUGGCCUACGCUUAUGUACUGCAGGAACCAACUGUUCGCUUUGUCGUUCGUUCUGGCUUGUGUUCAAAUUUUGGACUUUUUGUCGUUCCAUCACUUAUUCGGUCCGUGGGCUAUCAUUAUAGGUAACUUGAUGAAGGAUCUAGCUAGGUUUUUGGCAGUCUUAGCCAUCUUCGUGUUUGGUUUUUCCAUGCAGUUCGUCGCUCUCAAUCAACCGUUCAAGAACGGCGACCUCGCUCCGAAGAGAGGAAAAUAUUUUGUCGAUGAGCAGGAAGCGUUGUUGGAAGAGGCCGAGUGGAUCGCUCCUCCAGCUGAGAGCCCUAUAUCCAGGGCGUCCCUUCGUAAAAAGCACCCUCCGUCUAUGGUAAUGAACCCGCUGCUAGCCUUCGAGCUGUUAUUUUUCGCCGUUUUCGGCAUGACCACGUACGACGAGUUGGUAACGAAGAAUAAGGCCGACGUUAAGCGGUUACUGCGCCCCCAGUGGACGGAGAACCUCUUCAAGAUUAUGUUCGGCGUCUACAUGUUGGUGUCCGUCGUCGUUUUGAUAAACCUUCUAAUUGCCAUGAUGUCCGAUACGUACCAGCGCAUCCAGGCGCAAUCCGACAUAGAGUGGAAGUUUGGCCUGAGCAAGUUGAUUAGAUCCAUGCACCGAACCACAACUGCACCCAGCCCCAUUAACUUGAUAACAACGUGGCUCUUUUAUCUGGUUAACAUUUGCAAAAAACGAGUCAAAGCUCGGAAACGCCAGAGUUUAGUCCAUUUGAUGGGCAGCUUCCAGCGUCCUCAGCAGCUAAGCCCUAGAUCCAAAGCUGGUGCCAAAUGGUUGUCGAAAGUGAAGAAGGGCAGUCAGGUUGCUCCUAAGGAGUCCGUGGCGUUGUCGGUAGCACAUCUUAGUCCUUUAGGGUCUCAGUUGAGUCUGACGGCGCACACUACAAGGAUCGAGCACGUGACUGACUGGGAAGCCAUCGCUAAGAAGUAUAGAGCGCUGAUGGGUGAGGUUGAUGAGGUUAAAGAACAGACGAAUGAAGAGGAAGGCGACAGCGACGAAGACGGUGCGCCGGGAAAUAGUGUCCAACCCAUGUCUUGAAUUUAAAGUG
This is a messenger RNA of Zophobas morio, 5501 nucleotides long. RefSeq names its product serine/threonine-protein phosphatase 6 regulatory ankyrin repeat subunit A (gene nompC). NCBI's taxonomy places the organism in Eukaryota, Metazoa, Arthropoda, Insecta, Coleoptera, Tenebrionidae. Gene Ontology annotation, molecular function: protein binding; calcium channel activity. The transcript has 16 exons. Gene Ontology annotation, biological process: calcium ion transmembrane transport; protein localization to ciliary inversin compartment. The record is from RefSeq and is a predicted model, not a curated record. Gene Ontology annotation, cellular component: membrane; ciliary inversin compartment. Bases 269 to 5491 code for a protein of 1740 amino acids.